Molecule: messenger RNA, 3588 nt
Organism: Cheilinus undulatus (humphead wrasse)
Lineage: Eukaryota; Metazoa; Chordata; Actinopteri; Labriformes; Labridae
Gene: puraa
Product: purine-rich element binding protein Aa
Exons: 2
Coding region: 231-1088 (285 amino acids)
Biological process (GO): regulation of transcription by RNA polymerase II
Cellular component (GO): nucleus
Molecular function (GO): DNA-binding transcription factor activity, RNA polymerase II-specific; RNA polymerase II transcription regulatory region sequence-specific DNA binding; purine-rich negative regulatory element binding
Source: RefSeq, a predicted model, not a curated record
GUCCAUCUUGUGAAGCGAGCAGGAGCAGUCCUCUGAGCUGUUUUAAAGGCCUGUGCGCGUUUCUUAAAUGUGUCAGUCGGUUUGUCUCGUCCUCUGUUGCCCUCCGUCGAGGCUGUAAGGCGCCGCGCGUGCAGACAGAGCGCUGUUAAGAUCUCGCGAGAGCUCCGGCGUUUUCUGUGGCUGGCCGUGGCUUUGCAGCAGACAGAGGGAGAAGGCAGGCAGGCAGCAUCAUGGCGGACAGAGACAGUGGAAGUGAGCAGGGAGGAGCAGCCACGGGCCCAGGCUUCGGUUCCAUGCACUUAGCGGCAGGAGGGGCGGGCUUGGCUUCCGGGCUCCAACACGAGACUCAAGAGCUGGCGUCGAAGCGGGUUGACAUCCAAAACAAACGCUUCUAUUUGGACGUUAAGCAGAACGCGAAAGGCCGCUUCUUAAAGAUAGCAGAAGUCGGGGCCGGUGGAAACAAGAGCCGCCUCACUCUCUCCAUGUCCGUGGCGGUCGAGUUCCGUGACUACUUGGGGGACUUCAUCGAACAUUAUGCCCAGCUGGGUCCGAGCAACCCGGGGCUGGUACAAGACGAGCCGAGGAGAGCACUCAAAAGCGAAUUCUUGGUCCGGGAGAAUCGGAAAUACUACAUGGAUCUGAAAGAGAACCAGAGAGGACGGUUUCUGAGGAUUCGACAGACCGUUAACCGGGGGCCCGGUUUGGGAUCCACGCAAGGCCAGACGAUUGCUCUGCCUGCCCAGGGACUUAUUGAGUUUCGUGACGCUUUGGCUAAACUUAUUGACGAUUACGGUGUAGAGGACGAACCUGCAGAGUUGCCUGAAGGGUCAUCAUUGACUGUGGACAACAAACGGUUCUUCUUCGACGUCGGUUCCAAUAAGUAUGGUGUGUUCAUGAGGGUAAGCGAGGUGAAGCCAACGUACCGCAACUCAAUUACGGUGCCCUACAAAGUGUGGUCCAAAUUUGGGAAUACUUUCAGUAAAUAUGCCGAGGAGAUGAAGAAGAUCCAGGAGAAGCAGCGGGAGAAAAGGGCAUGCGAGCUGCAGCAACAAGAGGAGAUGCCGGCGGACGAUGGAGACGAGGAUUGAUAUAGAGAGCAAAAAGAUGCAAGAGUAAAGAAAAUAACAAGAGAAAUAUAAUUAAAAACUCUACUGUAUAAAGAAAGAAAUCUAAAGAUUUAACUGUAAUGGUUUAACUCCAAGGGAGCAUCACCCACAAUAUAAGAAACCUCCACAACCUGACAGUUAUGACAUGUUGUCACUCAUCGCUGGAUGUUACCCCACUUAUCCACCAUUAAUACAGUUAACAGGCUGCUAAACAAAGUAAUAACAUUAUAUUUGAACAUUGUUUCCUACUUGACAAAUGAUAUUGAACUGAGUGUUUAUUUCCCUUAUUAACAGAAAACUUUUGUACCAGUUAAAGCUAUUGUAAAAAAAAAAAAAAGUGUUUGCAAUGUUCAAAUGGAAUUAUUGCUGAGUUCCGAAGAAAAAGCGUUUCCUUUUCAUGUGAGCUAAUGACUUCAGCACAAAUCAGAUAUUUUAAUUUUUAAACCAAAUUCAAAAACUUUGUAAAAGGUUGUCACAUGUACUACUUGCCAUUCUAUUUACCUUUACCUGUGAGUAGAGAUGUGUUUACACAUGAUUCAUAUGAGGGCUAGGCCUGCUUCGGAAACUGGUUACAUGUCAUGCAGUAUAAAAGGAACAUAUAGGCAUUUUCAUGAAAUGAAAUAAGUGCUCUAUUUGUUGUGCAAUAUGCAUUGCAUAAAAAUCAAAUAUAUUAAACUGGUCAAUGGAUCUGACAGGAUGACAUUUGCCAGAGGCAUUCAAAGAAAUAUUAAUAUUGUAGUUUUGUUUCAGUUGAAAUUGUUGCCAUGCAGAUGGAUAUAUAUUAUAGACUACCUUUGUGUCUCGUUGUUAAUGCAAUGUGUUCAUUUUAAAGGUACUAAAUGUGUAUUUGACAGAAGAAAUGCAGAGACAACAUGUAGCAAAUGGCCUGAAUUGCAGAUUACUCAAGAACCCUACGCAAAUUGUUCUGAUUGGCCCUGUCGUCUGAAAGAAAGGAGGCACAAUUCAGCAGAGCAUCAUUGGUUAGCACAUCCAAAACAAGAGAAACAUUUUGCGAUCUUGUUCAGUCAUCAAAGUCCAAAUGGUGCCAAGGAGUGCUGUUGCUGCAUGUUUAUCUGCACUAAGAUUUCGUUGGUCUCCCAAAAUAUUGGCUCAAGGACCCUUCCUUAUGUAUCUUUAUCUGCCUAUAGUGUACGAAUCUCAAGUUUGAGUACCAAGUGAUUUCCAUCUGAAGGCUUGGUGUAGUUGUAGUAGAAGUUGUUUCAAAGUGUGAUUGUAAAAAGGAGCGACCUUGUGAACCCUAAUCAAAAUAUCACCUUCAUACAAAGAGGAGGGCACUGAGGAGCCUGCCUGGAUAAGCCAAGGACAAGAGGGUGCAGUUCACCUCAGUGGGUGUGCCCGUCCCUUCAAGUUUUAAGAUCUAAGGGUGUGAAGUUCUAUGGGGCUACUUUGGAUACAUACUCAUAGCUCUACUUUAGAUUUGUAAGCCCAAAUAUCUACCUGGGGUUGAUGAGAUUCUCUUUUGGUCUAAUUGUAAAUAUUUGGGCUACCACACGGAAAAACAACUGGUUCUAAUCCAGUUCAGUCGCAUCUCAUAGAUGUGUGAUAGCAGUUUUAUAAACUCUGUCAGUAAACUCCAGAGAAACUGGCAACAAUCAGAUAAUGUCAGAUUUACCUCAGCAUAGAUUAAAUGACUGCUCCCGUGUUUAGAUUGACUGGAAACCAGCAAACUAGACUGUCCUUGACCACCUAUUUUUGGAGCCUGUGGUAUAGCCUAAAUGAUACCUGAUUGGGAGCAUCCUCUUCAGCAUAUAAACAACCUGGUGCCUUACACACUCCGCAUGCUUACACGCUGGCCUGGUGCUUUGGAUUGCAGUUUGGCUUUUCUUUUCUUUUAGUCUUGUUUCCUCUUUUUUCUUCCAUUCUUGUGUCUCAGCCCCCUUGUGUGCUAGUGCACGACUCGUGGUGCUAAAAGGGUUUGUUAAAACCCUUUAAAAAACAUAGGAGCAGAAUUCUUAACUUUUUUCUGCUACCUUCCUCCUUCCCUUACCUAAUUGCCAUCGCCAUUCCCCAGCUAUCCAGGUAUCGGCCUACAUGUAAACAUGGAAAGGGGUGGUCACCUAGAUGCAAGAUGAUGCAGAAGAGUUGGCUCUUCACUAGCCAAGCGCAUUAGCAGGAAGAGCAGGGGCUGAUUGGGAACAUCGAUACUGGCCUGACAUGAUAACAAACUUUUGUUGGCAAGCCCCCUUUGAAAUGCUCGUUCUAUGGCUUGGGUAGUUUUUUGUGCAAGUUGUAAGUCGCUCAAUUAAUGGGGAGCAGCAAGCAUGUCUUGUUUUGUUUUUGUUUUACGUAGUUUUACCUUUUCAGCGUUAUUCCACAUUAUUUGUAAUUUUGGAAUGUUUUCGCCCACAAAAAAUAUAUCUAUUUUUUCUGUGCAACAUUUCAUCACUGUGUGCAAUAUCGUAUGUGCCAAUGGUGGCAAUAUAUGUAUAUCAAUUAAAUAUAUGAUUACUAUUUGAAAGCA